GCGCCUCCCAGAGCCUUAUUCCCAGCCGCGCGCCGGGAAUCGUUCAGUCGACCGAGGGACCUGCGGGUGGCGCGUGGCUGGCCAACCUAACCGAGACGCAAGGGCUUGGGCGGGCGGACUGACUGAGCAAUCGGACAGACGCCCGGCGGCCGCUAGCUCCACGCAGGUCCCAGCCAGGCUUGCACCCAGAGGCCCGCAGCAGACCGUACCGGGCGCAAUCUCCUGCGCUCCGCCCGCCCGGGCUCCCGUGCCAGCGCCCCGUGGCCGCCGCCUCCAAAGUGAUUGCUGCCUCGCCGCCUCCGCCGGGUCCAGGACCAUGAAGCUGCUGCCGUCGGUGGUACUGAAGGUCUUUCUGGCUGCAGUGCUCUCGGCAUUGGUAACUGGCGAGAGCCUGGAGCGGCUUCGAAGAGGACUGGCAGCUGGAACCAGCAACCUGGACUCUCCCACUGAAUCAACAGACCAGCUGCUGCCCUCGGGAGGCAGCCGGGGCAGGGAAGUCCUGGACUUGGCAGAGACAGACCUGGACCUUUUCAGAGCUGCUUUCUCCUCCAAGCCACAGCCUCUGGUGACACCCAGCAAGGAGGAGCGUGGGAAAAAAAAGAAGAAAGGCAAGGGGUUAGGGAGGAAGAGAGACCCAUGUCUUCGGAAAUACAAGGACUUCUGCAUCCACGGAGAGUGCAAAUAUGUGAAGGAGCUCCGGGCUCCAUCCUGCAUCUGCCACCCAGGUUACCACGGAGAGAGGUGUCAUGGGCUGAGCCUCCCGGUGGAAAACCGCUUAUAUACUUAUGACCAUACGACCGUCCUGGCUUUAGUGGCUGUGGUGCUGUCGUCUGUCUGUCUGCUUGUCAUCGUGGGGCUUCUCAUGUUUCGGUACCAUAGGAGAGGUGGUUAUGAUGUAGAAAAUGAAGAGAAAGUGAAGUUGGGCAUGACUACUUCCCACUGAGAGACCUGUGCUCAAGGAAUCUUCUGGGGACUGCUACCUCUGAGAAGACACAGCUGAUCGUAGACUCUGCAGAGGGAAAGAACGUCACAGCUAGUCAGGAAGAUUCCUUUGUCCCCAGUUGCUAUCUAGAUUGGGCCUCCCAUAAUUGCUUUGCCAAAAUACCAGAGCCUUCAAGUGCCAAACUGAAUGUGUCAAAAUGGGAUCUUGAUCAGAAGAAAGCAAAAGUGAGAGACCUUCAUGCCCUUUGGAUUCUCUCCACCAAACCCCACUUAUCCCCAUAAGUUUGUUUAAACACUUAACUUCUGGAUUAAGAUGCCAGUUAAAUUCCAUAUGCUCCAGGAUCUUUGACUGAUAAAAAAAAGGAGAGGAAGAAGGAAAGAUUUGUGGAUUGGAAGAGAGUAAUAAAGAUUGAGAAGCCAUGUACUCAAGUAGCCACCAAGGGAUCUGCCAUUUGGACCCUCUAGCGCUGGAUUUGAUGAGCUAACUGUGAAAUACCACAAGCCUGAGAACUCUGAAUUCUGGGACUUCUACCCAGAUGGAAAAAUAACAACUAUUUUUUGUUUGUUUGUUUGUAAAAUGCCUCUUAAAUUAUAUAUUUAUUUUAUUCUAUGUAUGUUAAUUUAUUUAGUUUUUAACAAUCUAACAAUAAUAUUUCAAGUGCCUAGCCUGUUACUUUGGCAAUUUCCUGGCCCUCCACCUUAUAUGCCCCACCAUCUGGCUCAGCAUCGCACCCCUCUGCCACAAAUCUGAGAUGGUUCUGUGACCCAUCUGUAGUCAUCUAUUAUCUGUCCACAUUUCCGAAGACCUUCCGCAAUCACAGUGCCAAAGGGGGAGGUCUGUAGGUCAGGAUAUAGGAGUUAACUUUGUCAGAUCCACUCUAUGAGUUGGACUACAGUCUUGCCUAGGCGAUUUUGUCUACUGUUUGUGUUUUGAAAGCCCAAGGUGCUGAUGUCAAAGUGUAACAGAUACCGGUGUUUCCCUAUGUCCUUUCCCUGCCAAAUCUCAGAAGAGGUUGGGCUUCUAGCCUACAGCUUUCCUGGCUCAUCACCGCCCCCUGGCCCCAGGCCCGCAGAGUGGGCACUCCCUCUUCCCUGUGUCAAGACAUUUCUCUUACUCCUGCCAUUCUUCUGGUGCUACUCCAUGCAGCAGUCAGUGCAGCAGGGGAUGAUCUAGAGAAGGUAUUAGCAAAGAAAAAGGCUGAGGAGGAACAGGAAACAUUGGAGCUGUUGUUGUUAAUUGAUAACCUACCAAUUGCUACAGAGUUUGGAGGUGAGGAGGGUUUUUGUGUAAACCCACCCACCUCACCUAAACUAAAAAGGCAUGCUGUCAUGGCCCCUUCUGGAAGUUUCUGGUGCCAUUUCUGAACUGUUACAACUUGUAUUUCCAAACCUGGUUCAUAUUUAUAUUUUGCAAUUCAAAUAAAGAUAACCCUUACUCCAUA
Molecule: messenger RNA, 2384 nt
Organism: Neofelis nebulosa (Clouded leopard)
Lineage: Eukaryota; Metazoa; Chordata; Mammalia; Carnivora; Felidae
Gene: HBEGF
Product: heparin binding EGF like growth factor
Exons: 6
Coding region: 317-943 (208 amino acids)
Biological process (GO): positive regulation of cell population proliferation; positive regulation of mitotic nuclear division; epidermal growth factor receptor signaling pathway
Molecular function (GO): heparin binding
Source: RefSeq, a predicted model, not a curated record